Molecule: messenger RNA, 2409 nt
Organism: Corvus hawaiiensis (hawaiian crow)
Lineage: Eukaryota; Metazoa; Chordata; Aves; Passeriformes; Corvidae
Gene: SMPD1
Product: sphingomyelin phosphodiesterase 1
Biological process (GO): sphingomyelin catabolic process; ceramide biosynthetic process
Cellular component (GO): lysosome
Molecular function (GO): acid sphingomyelin phosphodiesterase activity
Source: RefSeq, a predicted model, not a curated record
CCCCGCCCCCGCCCCGCCCCCUUCCCUCGGCCAUGGCCGCCGGGGCUCGGGCCCCGCCGGGGCUGAUGGCGCCGUCACCGUGGCGAUUGCUGUCGCUGGCCCUGGCUGCUCUGUCGCUGGCCCUGGCUGCGCUGUCGCUGCUGUCGCUGCCGGUGUCGGCGGGGUCGCCGCUCGGCCCCGGGGAGCAGCUGGUGGCGGCGGCGCCGCGCUGGGGCUGGCGGAACUUGUCGUGCCCGGCCUGCCGGCUGCUCUUCGGGGCGCUGGACCUGGCGCUGCAGCUGGAGCCGAAUGUGGCACGCGUGGGGCGCGUGGCGUCGCGGCUGUGCCAGGAGCUGCGGUUGGCGCGGCCACCCGUGUGCCGCCAGGCCGUGCAGCUGUUCCAGGGCGAUGUGGUGGCGGCCUGGGCGCGCUCCGUGCUGCGCCCGCCCGAGGCCUGCGGGCUCCUGCUGGGCCCCCGCUGUGGCCACUGGGACAUCCUGGGCGCCUGGAACCUGUCCCUGCCCGCCACCCCCAAGCCACCGGUGCGGCCCCCCGCGCCGCCACCGCCUGGAGCGCCCACCGCCCGCAUCCUCUUCCUCACCGACCUGCACUGGGACCGGCAGUACGUGCCGGGCAGUGCCGCUGCCUGCCCCGACCCGCUGUGCUGCCGCGGGGCCCCCCGCGACGGGCCGGGAACGGCGGGGUUCUGGGGCACCUACAGCAAGUGUGACCUUCCCCUGCACACCAUCGACGCGCUGCUGGCCCAGCUCCCCAACACCACCGGUCACGACAGCGGUAACGGCACCAGCGGCUUCGCGGCAGCGUACUGGACUGGGGACAUCCCUGCGCACAACGUGUGGCAGCAGAGCCGCGGGGACCAGCUGCGGGCACUGCGCACCGUGACGGCCCUGCUGCGCGCCCGCCUGGGGGGGCUGCGCGUCUUCCCAGCCGUGGGCAACCACGAGGCCACCCCGGUGAACGCCUUCCCCCCGCCCUACGUGCGCGGGAACCAGUCGGCCGCGUGGCUCUACGACGCCAUGGCCGAGGCCUGGCAGCACUGGCUGCCCCCCGCCGCCCUGCACACCCUGCGGGCCGGCGGGUUCUACACGGCACAGAUCUGGCCUGGGCUGCGCCUUGUCUCCCUCAACAUGAACUUCUGCUCCCAGGCCAACUUCUGGCUCCUCAUCAACGCCACUGACCCUGCAGGGCAGCUCCAGUGGCUCAUGGGGGUCCUUGCAGAUGCCGAGCGUGAUGGGGAGAAGGUGCACAUCAUCGGGCACAUCCCCCCGGCCCACUGUCUGCGCAGCUGGAGCUGGAACUACUACCGCAUCGUCAACAGGUUCGAGGGCACCAUCGCUGCCCAGUUCUUCGGGCACACGCACCUGGACGAGUUUGAGUUGUUCUACGAUGAGGAGACGCUGUCACGUCCCCUCUCCGUUGCCUUCGUUGCACCAAGUGUCACCACCUACAUCAACCUCAAUCCCGGGUACCGUGUGUAUGAGGUGGCCGGUUCCUACCCUGGGAGCUCCCACGCAGUCCUGGACCACGAGACCUUCAUCCUAAACCUGACGGAGGCCAACGCGGCCCCCCCAGGGACUCCCCCGCCCUGGCAGCGGCUCUACAGCGCACGUGAGGCCUACGGGCUGCCCACGGCCUUCCCGGCUGACUGGGACCUGCUGGUGCGGCGGAUGCAGGACGACGAGCAGCUCUUCCAGCGGUUCUGGUUCCACCUGCACAAGGGGCACCCGCCCCACGAGCCCUGCGGGAGCCCCUGCAAGGCCGCCCUGCUCUGCGCCCUGCGCACCGGCCGCGCCGCCGACCCCGCACUGUGCCGGCCCCUGCGCCCUGCGCUGCCCUUCCCACGCAUCCAGGAGCUCUGGCACCAGCAGCGGCUGUGCUGACCCAGGGGCCGGCAGGAGCAGAGGCUGGGACGUGGCCACACCAGGAGCAGAGUCAGCGCGUGGUCUCCCUGGAAGCAGGGCUGGGACACGGUUACACAGCGAGCAGGAUUGCAGUCAGCACACGGUCACACCAGGAGCGGGGCUGGGAGCGGGAUCCGCACAAGGUCACUGGGAGCGAGGUCAGGAUUGGCGCGUGGUCCCCACGUCCCGCCAGUUACACAAUAAAGGCACAAUGGACCCCACCACCCCUCCUUAUCCUCACCCACCAGGACUGGAACUGGGAUCAGGAUCAGCACGUAGUCCUCAUGCUCCCAUCACCCCCCGGUACAGGUGUGAUAGACCCCACUGUCCUUCAUCCUCCUCACCGCAAUUCUCAGUCCGCAGCUUAGGGAGACCCAAAUCAGGGAUGAUGGGACCCCACCACCCCACCUCCUUCUCCUAAUUCUCACCCACUGGGAUCACAAUUGGGAUCAGGCCAUAGUCCCUGUACUCCCGUCACCCCCCCUAAUAAAGGUGUGGAUGGACCCCA